GUCGUCAACGCUAGUGUUUAUGAAAUGUCCGGUAGAAGGCCUCAGUUCCCCAAAGAACAUUCCAACAUGAAAUAACAAUCGGUGACAUGCAUUUGUGAAACACGUAAACCGAUAACUAUGGAUGACCCUCGAAUCGAAUGGAUUCGUAAUCGAGUGCAUCAAUCACUUGAUAUCAAUGAAGUAGAAGUUUUCGAAGAACUAUUGGAACGGGAUGACGGCGAAAUAGAAAGACAACUUGGAAAAUUCUUGAACGACACUCCAGAUGACAAUGAGUCCUCGAUCUUGUUUUACAAAAUUGUUCGAGAGGAAGAGGAGGAAGUUGAAGUCGAAUGCGAGCCGGAGAUUCCCGACAUUCAGCAGGAGGAGGAAGGUGGGGAGGGGGAGGGGGAUACUGCAGCUGGGGAGGAGGAUCCUGCAGCAGAACAAGCUCUUCCAGUCUCCACCCCCACAGGCACAGAGAGGGAGGAGGAAACACCCAGCAGAAAAGGUAAGAAGAAACGUAAAGGAAAAGAAACACCCUCAUCUGAGUUGGAGGCUGACACUCCACGAGAAUCCGAGCCUGAAGCCAAACCUGAGGCUGAUCCUGCUACAGAGGAAGGACAGGGAGAAGAUGGAGAAGAACUUGUUGUUCAGAGGACAAAGAUCAUCAUUCAGAAGGUAUGGCGGACGUACUUGUACAUGUGCUACCAGCACCUUCCUGAGAAAGUCGCAGACCAGGAUAGUGUCUACUUCCUGCGUAACACCGCCGGCAUGGUGCCACUACCAAACACACUGGACGAAGCCAAUGAGAUGCUGCCGGGAUACUUUGAGUUCGGUCUACUUAAUGGUCAUUCACUUGUCAUGUUGGAGCAAAUCAUCACGCAGGUUUAUAUGCCUCUCCUCUCCUACAACCAACACAAAAAUGGAGAUAGUCGAUCAGGGGCUAAGAUGUCUGACCAGAGGUCAAUGAGUCGGCAGGACACUGAGGUCAGCCAGUCAGAAGGUGGCGACGAGGAAAAGGAUGAAAAAGAGGUCAACGUUGCUGAAACACGAGCUAGGGCACUUCUGAGAGAUGAGUUCCUGAUAUCAAUGCAGAAAUUUGCUUCCAGCAUCAGCCGCACCUUACAACAGAUUGAAGGGGAGGUGCGCCUCGAGGUACCUGAUGUCGUGAUCCCGGAGAAUAUCGAGGAGAUCACCAGCAAUCAGGAAUUGCUACAGCUUGUACAGGAUAAAUGCGAUGAGUGGGCUAAGCAGGUCCAAACAGCCCUGGAACAACAACUAAGGAAAACCCCUCUUGGGAAAGGGCCCCUCGCUGAGAUCGACUUCUGGCGAGAACGAAACGCAGCUCUUAGCGCUUUGACCGAACAGUUGAAAAUUUCGACAGUUCGUCAAAUGUUGGACAUGUAUAUACAGAUUGACUUAGAUUUCGAGGACCCAAGGACGGGGUUGAACAAGUAUUAUGUGGAAGCGAAAGACAAUGUUCGUUUUCUGUCCACUCUUGAAAGACAUUUCAAGAAUAUUGCUCAUGGUGCUACCUUCCAGAUAGUCAUUGAGACGAUUCCGUCUAUGAUGAAUGCGUUACGCAUGGUGUGGAUCAUCUCACGGCAUUACAACAAAGACGAGAGGAUGGUUCCUCUGAUGGAGAGGAUUGCCUUGGAGCUGGCAGACCGGGUGGCUAAAGUUAUCGACAUCCGGACCUUAUACAGAAAUGGCACUGAGGAGGUAAAACAGAAGACAGAGGAAGCAAAGAAAAUGUUGAUAGUCUGGAAGGAUUCUUACUUUGAAGUGCGGGCAAAGAUUGAGCAGUCUGGGCGGGACCAGAGAUGGGAGUUUGAUCGGAAGCGACUGUUUGAUCGGACAGAGUACAUGGCCGGAAUAUGCCAGGACCUGUACAACGUGGCCCAGGUCCUGGAGGAAUUCUACAACAUCUUUGGUCCUGAGUUGAAGGCUGUCACUGGGGACCCCAAAAGGAUUGAAGAUGUGCUUACCAGAGUUGAUGCCCUUGUCACACCACUCGAGGAGGUGACCUUUGACCCCUUCAGUCAACAAGACCAGAAGCACUGGAAACGGGUGAUGGAGUCCUUCAACAAGGAGGUCCUCGCUAUCGAGGGAGAAGCCAAGAUGUUCAUUGAUGAAUCUUUCCAAUCACUUCGAUCUGCUGAAGGAGCUUUUGACAUGUUGCUCAACUUCAAACACAUCAGGUCACGAGAGGCCAUUAACAACCAGAUGAUGCAGAAGUUCACUGACAUUUUGUCCCAGUAUACCAAGGAGGUAGAGAUAAUGAACAGCCUGUUCAGGAACUACAAUGAGAGUCCGCCUCUACACAAGAACAAUCCCCCUGUGUCCGGCUCCAUCUUCUGGGAACGCUCACUCUUCCAUCGCAUCAAACACACAGUCAUCCGCUUCCAGUCCAUGGAAGACAUAAUGUCAUCAGAGAGGGGGAAGGCGUCCCGAGCCAACUACCUGCGUGUAGGCAAACAGAUGAAAACUUACGAGGACCAGAAGUAUGAGAUGUGGCGAGAGACGGUGGAGCAGGUGCUGCCAUCGCUGCUGAAACGGAAUCUGCUGGUGAAACCAUCCCAUCUACAGAGUCAUCAGCUUCAUCUACAGCAUCAGCUGCAGCUUCAACAGCAGGCUGUUCAACAACAGCAGGCUGUUCAACAACAGCAGGCUGUACAACAACAGCAACAACAACAGCAGCAGCAACAUCAUGGUGCUGGUGAUGAAGCUGGGGAAGAUGCAACAGUGGUGCAGUCAGAAUUGACCGAAACAAUAGCACAAACGCAGGAUCAAGAUGGUAACUCGUUCCAUAUUAAGUAUGUGGUGGACUUUGACCCCCAACUGGCGGAGAUUGUGGCGGAGACACGCUACAUGGAGCAGCUGGGGUUCCCGGUGCCGGAGUUGGCACGGAACGUUGCACUCCAAGAGGAGAAGUACAUCAAGUAUGUGGAUGGACUGAAGCAUAUGCUCAUCCGCUACCAUCUGCUCCUGGCGUCGCUGGACAAAGCCGAGUCUGCCCUAUUAGAAGAUCACCAGCGAGAGCUGCGUCGUGUUUUGCGACCAGGAUCCAAACGUCUCAACUGGAACUCCCUGGGCAUCAACGACUACGUUCAGAAGUGCAUUUCUGCCACUGCGAAGUUUGAGUCUCUAGUCAACCAGGUUCAGAAGAAUGCUCGUGACAUCAACCAGAGGCUAUUGAUGAUUGAGAAUGCAAACCUCUUCAAGGGCCCACCACCACCGAAGGUCCAAGACCUCCUGCCCAGCUGCAAGGAGUUCUUUGAACAUAUUGAGCGUGAGCGAGGGAAGGACUUUGAGAUUCUGGCCAGGAAAUAUCGUGCAAUAGGUCCUCUGCUGACCAAGAUGGAGGGACUGGUUGUCCACACUAACACUGGACGCUCCCCCAAACUUAAUCAGUAUUACUCCUACUGGGAGAAAAAGGUGUAUGAAGCUCUCACAAAGCUUAUCAACAACAACCUGCGUCGGUUCAACUCAGCGCUAACAGGAGAGAAGGCAUUAUUCCAAGUUGACACACUACUCGCAGCCCCCGAUGUCAUUCUUCACCCUCAGACCAACGAAGUCUACAAGCUAACACUACAGUGUGUUCGCGACUGUGUUGAGGGUACAAAGAGUUUUGUGCGGUGGAUGAACGGCACCUGUAUCGAGACGGCACCACAGAAAGUUGAUGGAGAGGAUGAGCUGUUUGUGUUCAGCUUCUUUCAGGACAUCUCCCAGAACCCUGAGAUCAUCGAGCUGGUUCAGAUCCUGGCACAGAACAUCAAGAACACGCUGACCACUCUCCAGCGCUACCUCAACAGAUGGAAGAAGUACCGGAACAUAUGGAAACCAGAGAAGAUGCAGAUAGCAGAGAAGUGGUUUCAGAAGGGCCCCACAGUAGUAGCCUUUGAUGAGAAGCUACAACACUACUUCAAGACAAUUGACGAGGUGGCGGCACUGCCUGUCAUCAAAGAUCAGGAGUGUAUACGGCUCCACAUGGAGCCACUGUGUCGUGCUGUCAAAGAAAACGCAACUCAGUGGAUUGACUGUCUGGGCAAACUGUUACGAGAUUCGGCUAAAGAAAGUCUGUAUGAACUGCAAGAUUCUUUAGAGACCAAGUCUGAUGAUCUAGAACAGACCCCAACAACUCUGGAAGAUCUCAAGUUUGUGCUGUCCACCAUUAAUGACAUUCGGACCAUGUCGCUUGACGUCGAGACCAAGAUCCGAGACAUCCAGGAGAGAUACCGGACGCUCAGUAUUUAUGACAUACAGGUAUCGGAUGAGGAGAAGGAAGUCCAGCACAAGCUGCCGCACAUCUGGGAGGAGCUUGUCCUCAAGUCAAAGAAUGUGGACGCCAGCCUUGUGGUUGUCAAGAAGAAGUUUACAGAGAUCACACAAGAACAUAUCAAAGACUACCGCAAGGCUCUGGAGACAUUUGCAGAAAGAUUCCAUGCUGAAGGCCCUGGGGCUGUGGCUUAUGAUCUUGAUAAAGGUGUGGAGCUGAUGAAGACACACAGGGAGGAAGUUGCUCAGUAUGAGGCUCAGAGGCAGGAGUUGGCUAAUGCUGAGAGGCUGUUCGACCUGCCCAUUACCAUGUACCCCGACCUGUUGCAGGUCCAGAAGGAGAUGAAGGGCUUUGAGCAGAUAUAUUCCCUGUAUGAAGAGCAGAAGGCUGCACGUGAGCAGUGGGCUGAGACGCUGUGGGCCAACCUGAACGUCCAGCUGCUGCAGGAGGGUAUCGAAGGCUUCCUCAAAAGUCUCCGCAAACUCCCCCGUGAUGUCAAGUCCAUGCAGGUGGCCAGAGUUCUGGAGGAGAAGAUGAAGGAGUUCCGAGACUCCCUGCCACUGUUUGUCGAUCUGAAACAUGAGGCACUCCGAGAGAGACAUUGGAAAGAACUGAUGACAAAGACAGGUCAGAAGUUUGACAUCAAUCCUGAGACCUUCACCCUGGCUAAUGUAUUCUCUAUGGAGCUCCAUCGCUUCCAGGAAACAAUCCAAGAGAUUGUCACAUGUGCCAGCAAGGAAAUGGGCAUCGAAAAGGGCGUGAAAGAGGUUGAGGAGACGUGGAGCAACAUGAAGUUCACCGUGCAGGCGUACUUGAAGGGAACAUCUCACCGAGGCUUCAUCCUUGGCUCCGUGGACGACGUGCUGCAGAUACUGGACGACAGCGCCAUGAACCUACAGAGCAUGUCCGCAUCACGAUUCAUCGGACCCUUCCUGAACUCGGUACAGAACUGGGAGAAGAGCCUGUCUCACAUCUCCGAGGUCCUUGAUGUGUGGAUGGUGGUUCAGAGGAAGUGGAUGUACCUGGAGGGCAUCUUCAUCGGUGGUGACAUCCGAUCUCAACUCCCUGAGGAGGCCAAGAAGUUUGACCAGAUUGACAAGACAUUCAAGAAGAUAAUGACAGAAACCCACAAAACCCCUCACAUCAAGCUGGCAUGCCAUGCACAGAACAGACUGUCUGACUUACAGAACCUCAGCACCGGGCUGGAGAAAUGUCAGAAGUCCCUCAAUGAUUAUCUUGACUCUAAGAGAAAUGCCUUCCCUAGGUUCUUCUUUAUAUCAGAUGAUGAGCUGCUCAGUAUUCUUGGCAGCAGCGACCCUGAGUGUGUGCAAGAACACAUGAUCAAGAUGUUUGACAACAUUUCAGCCCUGAGGUUUGCCAAGGGCGCCAACAAUGAAGCCACGGCUGCUGCCAUGAUUUCUGCAGAGGGUGAGACGAUGGAGUUCCGCAGCAGCAUUCCGGCAGAGGGUCGUGUUGAGGAUUGGAUGACAGGGGUCUUGGAGGAGAUGAGGAGGACCAACAGACUCAUCACCAAGGAGGCCGUCUUCUUCUACUGUGACAAGAGAUCAAGAGUGGAGUGGAUGAUGAAAUACCAAGGGAUGGUGUGUCUGGCUGGCAACCAGAUCUGGUGGACGUGGGAGGUCGAGGAUGUCUUCAAGAAGGUCAAGAAGGGGGUGAAGACAGCACUCAAGGACUAUGCCAAGAAGCUUCACAAGCAGAUAGAUGAACUGGUAGUGCAGGUGAGGUCACCUUUGUCCAAGAAUGACCGAAGCAAGUUCAACACAGUACUCAUCAUCGACGUACACGCCAGAGACAUCAUUGACGGCUUUGUCAGAGACAGCAUCAUGGAUGCCCGAGAGUUUGAGUGGGAGUCUCAGCUUCGGUUCUACUGGGAGAAGGAACCAGAUGAACUGACCAUCAGACAGUGUACGGGAUCGUUCGGCUACGGUUACGAGUACAUGGGUCUCAAUGGGAGGUUGGUCAUCACGCCGCUCACUGACAGAAUCUACCUCACACUUACACAGGCUCUGUCGAUGAAGUUGGGCGGGGCUCCGGCUGGUCCUGCUGGAACCGGGAAGACAGAGACGACCAAGGAUCUGGCCAAGGCUCUGGGACUGCUCUGUGUCGUCACUAACUGUGGAGAGGGCAUGGAUUACAAGGCUGUGGGGAAGAUCUUCUCUGGGCUGUGCCAGUGUGGUGCAUGGGGCUGUUUUGAUGAGUUCAACCGUAUCGACGUGUCCGUAUUAUCUGUCAUCUCAACACAGCUGAAGACAAUCCAGAAUGGACUGCUACUCAACCUCAAGAGAUUCCAUUUUGAAGGUCAGGAGAUUGACCUUGACAGUCGUGUGGGUAUCUUCAUCACCAUGAACCCUGGUUAUGCCGGACGUACAGAGCUCCCCGAGUCGGUCAAGGCAUUGUUCCGGCCAGUGGUGGUCAUUGUCCCUGAUCUGCAGCAGAUCUGUGAAAUCAUGUUGUUCUCUGAGGGAUUCCUGCUUGCCAAGGUACUGGCCAAGAAGAUGACUGUGCUGUACAAGUUGGCCAAAGAGCAGCUGUCCAAGCAGUACCACUACGACUUCGGUCUGCGUGCUCUAAAGUCAGUGCUGGUGAUGGCAGGAGAGCUGAAGAGAGGGGCGGCUGAACUCCAUGAGGAUGUUGUGUUGAUGAGAGCUCUGAGAGACAUGAACCUGCCCAAGUUUGUGUUUGAGGAUGUGCCCUUGUUCCUGGGCCUCAUCACUGACUUGUUCCCAGGGCUGGACUGUCCCCGAGUCAGGUAUCCCAACUUCAACGAUGCUGUGGAGGGAGUCCUGGAGGAAAACAACUAUGUCAUGCUGCCGCAGCAGGUUGACAAGGUGGUCCAGAUGUACGAGACAAUGUUGACCAGGCACACCACCAUGAUCGUAGGACCGACUGGCGGCGGGAAGUCUGUGGUCAUCAACACUCUGGCCCAGGCACAGACAAAACUGGGCCUGACGACCAAGAUGUUCACCAUCAACCCCAAGGACAGGAGCGUGAUAGAGCUGUAUGGAAUCCUUGAUCCAACAACCCGAGAUUGGACCGAUGGUUUGUUGUCCAACAUCUUCCGAGACAUCAACAAACCUACUGACAAGAAUGAGAGGAAGUACAUUGUGUUCGAUGGAGAUGUUGAUGCAUUGUGGGUAGAGAACAUGAAUUCGGUUAUGGACGACAAUCGGCUACUGACUCUUGCUAAUGGAGAGAGAGUUCGCCUGUUGAAACACUGUGCUCUGCUGUUUGAGGUAUAUGAUCUUCAGUUCGCCUCCCCUGCCACCAUCUCCCGAUGUGGUAUGGUGUAUGUUGACCCCAAGAACCUGGGCUUCAAGCCUUACUGGCAGAAGUGGGUCAAAGGCCGGCCGAACAAGACUGAGAGAGAUGAGUUGACUCGUCUGUACGACAAAUAUGUGCCCUGUCUCAUCGAUAUGGUGGUUGAAGGCAUUGUGGAUGGUAAACAACAAGAAAAACUCAAGACGAUUGUGCCGCUUACAAAUCUGAACAUGGUGACCCAGCUGUCGAUGAUGUUGAAUGCUCUGCUGGUGAAGGAGAUCCCCGAAUCAGCAGAGGUAGAGGCUAUAUUCCUCACUGCUUUGUACUGGUCAAUCGGAGGUGGUCUGCUUGAAGAUGGACGUAUCAAGUUUGACAACUACGUCAAGUACCUGGCUUCUCUCAACAUGAUCACUGACGACAAUGCUAUGCCAGGGCUAGGUGACCUACCCUCCAACUCCACGCUGUAUGAAUACUACUGGGACAUGGAGAAGAAGGGAUGGAUCCAGUGGUCCAAGAUGGUGCCCAAGUAUAUUCACAGUCCGGAGAAGAAGUUCAACGAGAUCCUCGUCCCAACUGUCGACACUGUGAGGUCAACAUGGCUGCUGGAGCUAAUGGUGGGCAUCAAGAGACCUGUUGUCCUUGUCGGCGAGACCGGAACGUCGAAGACAGCCACCACUCAGAACUUCCUCAGAACCCUGGAUCCGGAAUCACAUCUGCUGCUGAACAUGAACUUCUCCAGUCGGACCACAUCCCUGGAUGUCCAGCGAAACUUGGAGGCUAACGUAGAAAAGAGGACGAAGGACACGUAUGGUCCUCCACCUGGAAAACGCCUCCUCAUCUUUGUUGAUGACAUGAACAUGCCACAGGUUGACACAUAUGGCACCCAGCAACCCAUCGCUCUCCUCAAACUGCUGCUUGAACGUGGCGGCAUCUACGACCGCGGCAAAGACCUCAACUGGAAGAACAUGAAGGACAUCGGCUACAUAGCCGCCAUGGGCAAGGCAGGUGGAGGUCGUAACGAGACGGACCCCCGAUUUGUGUCGCUGUUCAGUGUGUUCAACAUGACAUUCCCUGACGACGAGUCUCUGUACCAUAUCUACAACUCCAUCCUCAGUGGGCACACACAGCCCAUGAGCAAGGACAUCCAGGACCUGGUGUCCACCAUCACCAAGAUGACCAUGUCGCUCUACAGCUCCAUUGUAAAGGAACUUCCUCCCACACCAUCCAAGUUCCACUACAUCUUCAACCUGCGAGACUUGUCUCGGAUCUACAACGGCCUGUGUCUGUCAACACCCGACAGGUUCACCAAAGUCGACCAGUUUCUCCGACUCUGGAGGAAUGAAUGUUUGAGAGUUAUUGGGGACAGACUCAUCAGUGAGACCGACAAGGAACUAGUCAACAAAACACUGAAAGGUCUGCUGGAGGAAAACUUCAAGGCGGAGGUUGAGUUUGUGCAGAAAGAUCCAAUCCUGUAUGGUGAUUAUCGCACAGCGCUGGACGAGGGAGAACCUCGACUCUAUGAAGAUGUACAGGACUAUGAGGCCAGCAAGGCUCUCUUCCAGGAGAUUCUGGAAGAGUACAAUGAAAACAACACCCCUAUGAACCUUGUUCUCUUCGACGAUGCUCUGGACCAUUUGACCCGUGUCCACCGUGUCCUGAGAAUGGACGGUGGUCAUGCCCUCCUGGUCGGUGUGGGCGGGUCCGGCAAGCAGAGCUUGUGUCAUCUUGCGUCCUACGCUGCUGGAUGCGAGGUGUUCGAGAUAAAGCUGAGCCGGGGAUACAACGAGGGAUCCUUCCGGGACGAUCUAAAGAUCCUGUACAACAAGCUGGGCAUGGAGAACAAGAAAACAGUCUUUCUGUUCACUGACCAGCAUGUGGCUGAAGAGGGAUUUCUGGAGCUGAUCAACAACAUGUUGACAUCCGGCAUGGUGCCUGCAUUGUAUGCUGAUGAUGAAAAGGAAGGCAUCAUUGGAUCGGUACGUAAUGAGGCCCUGGCGGCCGGAUGUCCACAUGCAAGAGAGAGCAUCUGGCAGUUCUAUGUCAACAAAUGUGCCAACAAUCUCCACGUUGUUAUGGCGAUGUCACCCGUGGGAGACACACUAAGGACACGAUGCAGGAACUUCCCAGGAAUGGUAAACAACGCCAGUAUUGACUGGUUCUUCCCCUGGCCGGAGCAGGCUCUGUAUGCUGUAGCCAGCGUCUUCAUCUCACCUGAUCAUAGUCUCAUCCCCGACAAUCAUCGCGAAGAUGUCGUCAGCCACAUUGUGUUGGUGCAUCAAAGUGUUGGUCAGUACAGCAAGAAGUUCCUGCAGCGUCUGAGACGUAACAACUACGUCACACCCAAAAACUACCUGGACUUCAUCAACACGUAUCUAAAACUCCUGGAGGAGAAGGACAAGUUCAUCCUGGCUCAGUGCGAACGUCUGGCGGGAGGUCUCCAGAAGAUCGCAGAUGCCAGCGAGCAGCUUGCUGUGCUCAAUGAGAAGUUGGCAGUGCAGAAGAUUGCCGUGACGGAGAAGACUGUCGCUUGUGAGGCACUGCUUGAGGAGAUCUCAUCUGGAACCACCCAAGCCACAGAGAAGAAACAACUGGCUCAGAAGAAAGGGCAUGAAAUUGCAGAACAAAGCAAGAUCAUUGUUGUAGAGAAGAAAGAAGCUGAGGAUGCCCUGCAAGAGGCCCUGCCUGCCCUGGAGGCUGCCAGAUUUGCCCUGGAGGACCUCGACAAGUCAGAUGUUACUGAGAUCAGGUCUUUUGCCAAACCCCCGAAGGCUGUGCAGACAGUGUGUGAAUGUAUUGUGGUCCUCAAGGGCAUCCGAGAAGUGUCCUGGAAGUCAGCUAAGGGAAUGAUGUCUGAGGCCAACUUCUUGAGAACGCUGACAGAGUUGGAUGUGGACAACAUCGGCUCCAGACAGACCCAGGCUGUCAAAGGGCUGCUGAAGGACAUUGAUAUGAGCCCUGAUGAGAUGAAGAACAUCAGUAAAGCUGGGUCGGGGCUGCUCAAGUUCGUGGAGGCCGUCAUGGGCUACUGUGUUGUUGCCAGGGAGAUCAAGCCCAAGAGAGAAAAGGUGGCUAAGUUGGAGAGGACGUAUCACCAAGCCAAGCGAGACCUGGAUAAGAUCACGAACGAGGUGAACUCCCUGGAGAAGCUGCUGAACGCGCUGAACAAACAGUACGAGGAGGCUAUGGCCGAGAAGAAAGCCCUCACGGAUGAGGCAGAGAUUAUGGAGAGGAGGCUGAUCGCUGCAGAUAAGCUCAUCUCCGGUCUCGGCUCUGAGAACAUUAGGUGGACGAAGGACUUGGAGGAUCUGAAGCAGAUGAGGAUCCGACUGUUGGGAGACUGUCUGGUCAGCUCCGCCUUCCUCAGCUAUGUGGGCGCCUUCAGCUGGGAGUUCCGCUAUGACCUUGUACACAAAGACUGGGUGAAUGAUCUGCGUGGCCGGGGAGUUCCACUCAGUGACCCCUUCAAGGUGGAAGACCUGCUUACUAACGAUGUGGAGGUCAGCAAAUGGACAUCGGAGGGACUGCCGCCAGAUGAACUGUCCAUCCAGAACGGUAUUCUGACCACUCGAGCUAGCCGCUUCCCCCUGUGUAUUGACCCCCAGCAGCAAGCUCUCAAGUGGAUAAAGAAGAAGGAAGAGGCACACAACCUUAAGGUGUGCACAUUCAAUGACCCUGACUUCCUGAAGCAGCUGGAGCUGGCUAUCAAAUACGGCUUCCCCUUCCUCUUCCAAGAUGUGGAUGAAUACAUCGACCCUGUCAUUGACAACGUUCUGGAGAAAAACAUUAAAGGGGCCCAGGGCAGGGAGUUUGUGGUUCUGGGGGACAAGGAGGUAGACUAUGACCCAAACUUCCGUCUUUACCUCAACACCAAGCUGGCCAACCCCAAAUAUGGACCCAACAUCUUCGGCAAGUCCAUGGUCAUCAACUAUACUGUGACACUCAAGGGUCUGGAGGACCAGCUGCUGAGCGUUAUAGUCAAGUAUGAGAGGAAGGAACUUGAAGAGCAGAGAGAGAGACUCAUCCAGGAGACAAGUGUCAACAAGCGUCUACUGAAGGACCUGGAGGACUCGCUGCUGAGGGAGCUGGCCACAUCCCAGGGCAACAUGUUGGAUAAUGUGGAGCUCGUCUCUACUCUGGAGGAAACCAAGUCCAAGGCCACAGAGGUGUCGGAGAAGUUGAAACUUGGAGCCAAGACAGCAAUCGAUAUUGAGAAACUGCGUGAUGGCUACAGGCCUGCUGCCAAGCGGGGAGCCAUCCUGUUCUUCGUCCUUGCGGAGAUGUCGCUUGUCAACACCAUGUACCAGUACUCGCUGGCGUCCUACCUAGAGGUGUUCGAGUUCUCACUGAGGAAGAGUCUCCCAGACUCCAUAUUGGUGAAGAGACUCAGGAACAUCAUGGACACUCUCACUCACAAUGUGUACAACUAUGGCUGUACAGGUAUAUUUGAGAAGCACAAGCUGCUGUUCUCGUUCCAAAUCACCAUCAAACUGGAACAAGACCAGAGCCAUGUUACCCAAGAGGAGCUGGAUUUCUUCAUCAAGGGUAACAUCGCUCUAGAAAAGAGCAAGCGACGUAAGCCGUAUCCUUGGAUACCGGACGAGGGAUGGGAAGACUGCAACCGCCUGGUAGAGGUUAUGCCAGAGAAGUUCAGUACACUACUUGAUGAUAUUGAGAAAAACGAGAAGGUUUGGAAAAAGUGGUACGACCAUGACACUCCAGAAUCUCAAACCUUCCCUCUGAAAUAUGAAGAAUCUCUCACACACUUCCAACGUCUCAUGCUCCUGAGAUGUUUCCGAAUUGACCGUGUUUACCGAGCCGUGACAGAGUUUGUUACCAAGGUGAUGGGCGAGAAAUAUGUGACUCCACCAAUCAUAAGCUUCGAGUCGAUCUUCGAGCAGAGCACGCCAAUGUCACCAAUUGUGUUCAUCUUGAGUCCAGGGUCGGAUCCUGCAAGUGAUUUGAUGAAACUGGCAGAGAGGUUGGAGUUUGGUACCAACAAACUAAAGUUCUUGUCCAUGGGUCAAGGUCAAGAGAAGGUGGCCCUUCAGCUGUUAGAGACUGCUAUUGCCCGUGGUCAGUGGCUGAUGCUGCAGAACUGUCAUCUGCUGGUCAAGUGGCUUCGUGACCUUGAGAAACAGCUUGAGAAACUGAACAAACCUCACCCGGAUUUCCGUCUAUGGUUGACCACUGAGCCGACACCAAGUUUCCCCAUCGGUAUACUGCAGAGGUCACUGAAGGUUGUGACGGAGCCUCCAAAUGGCCUGAAGCUGAACCUACGUAGUACUUAUCACAAGAUCCCAGCAGCAUCGCUGACAGAGUGCUCCCACCCUGCCUUCCCUUCACUAGUCUUCGUACUGGGGUUCUUCCACGCUGUGGUGCAGGAGCGCAGGAAGUACGGCAAGAUCGGAUGGAAUGUGUCGUACGACUUCAACGAGUCUGACUUCCGUGUGUGCAUGCAGAUUCUCAACACGUACCUAAUGAAGGCCCAGGAACAGGGGGAUUCCAAGAUACCCUGGGCCAGCUUGAAGUACCUCAUCGGGGAGGUGAUGUAUGGUGGCCGGGCUAUUGACGACUUUGACCGCCGCGUGCUACGGACGUACAUGGAUGAAUACAUGGGUGACUUCAUCUUCGAUACGUUCCAGCCUUUCCAUUUCUAUGUAGGAGAGGGCGUCGACUACAGGAUCCCUGAAGAAGGAUCCAGGGAUGUGUAUGUUGACUAUAUUGAGUCCUUACCUCUUGCGAACACGCCAGAAGUGUUUGGCCUUCACCCCAAUGCCGAGAUCGGCUACUACACCCAGGCUGCCCGUGACAUGUGGAGCCACCUGGUGGAGCUACAGCCACAGACAGGUGAAAGUGGGUCUGGGGUGAGUCGAGAAGAGUUCAUCGACAAGAUCGCCACUGAUGUUCUCAACAGAUUGCCACAAGAAUUUGAACUGGACAAGAUUCGUAAGAAGUUUGGACUGGAUAUCACUCCUACGACGGUGGUCUUACUACAAGAGUUGGAAAGAUUCAACAAGCUCAUCAACAGGAUGAGGAGAUCACUGGCCACACUCAAAAGGGCUCUUGCUGGUGAGGUGGGCAUGAGCAGUGAGCUGGAUGAUGUCUCACGGUCACUGUUCAACGGUCAGAUUCCAUCCAUUUGGCGUAGACUGGCCCCCGAUACACUCAAGUCCCUUGCCAACUGGAUGAUCCACUUUGAGAAGAGAUACAAGCAGUACAACGCAUGGGUGAAUGAAGGUGAGCCCUCUGUGAUGUGGUUGUCCGGUCUGCACAUACCGGAGUCCUAUCUCACGGCCUUGGUGCAAGCGACAUGUCGUAAGAACAGCUGGCCACUGGACAAGUCCACUCUGUACACCAGCGUCACACAGUACCAGGCCGCGGAGGAUGUCACAGAACGGGCACAUGCUGGUUGUUUCGUGUACGGCCUGUGUCUAGAGGGCGCUGCCUGGGACAAGGAAAACACCUGUCUCAUCCGUCAGAAACCCAAACAGCUCAUUCAGGAACUACCAGUUCUCAAGAUCAUCCCCAUCGAAGCUCAUCGGCUCAAACUCCAGAACACAUUCCGUACGCCUGUGUAUGUGACCUCACAGAGGAGGAAUGCCAUGGGUGUCGGGCUGGUCUUCGAGGCCGACCUCGCCACAUCAGAACACACCAGCCACUGGGUGCUGCAAGGAGCUUGUCUCAUUCUCAACACAGAUUAGAUCACAACAUGUUCGUCUUAUAAGACUCCACCGCUUUAAGCUUUCCAUAGAACCCAAAUCCCAAUCAUUAGAACCAAAUAACUGUCAGUUCAGGUGAUUGUAUAGAAGUGUUUUUUCAUUCAAACAGAAUGUUUAAUCAAUUUCUUAUUUUGAAAUGAUUCAUGGUCGAUCAUUGUCCAAAAUGGAGAACUCUUUCAAUUAGAAGUCUACAGGGUCAUUAAAAAAGUUUAUGCACAUAAAAUGUCCAAAGCCUGGCAAGAGAUUAUUUUCACUGAAGUCAUCAGUAUUAAAUGUUACAUUGUCUAUAUAUAAUGAUAUAAGUAUUAAGUGACUGUUGUUUAUGAUGCUAAUUGGUGUCAUAGUGCUCUUAAAUGUCAAUUUCAUUUGACCUGUUGUUGUGUUCAAUAUUGUACAUAGCUUUAACAGUGAAGCAAUAUUGUAUAUUUCUUGUUAGUGAACUGUUGUGUUAUUUGUAUUGAUAAUGUAUGUUCUAACAAUGUCAUUUAUUGAUGUCACGACGGAGAUAUAUGCAUGAAACUCCAUUCCGAUUAAAUCAUAACAGUAAUUCACAAAAAUACAAAUAUUUCAUCCAGUGUCUACAAAGUGUGUAUAUUUAUUUGUGUACUUUUGUGCGUAGAGCUUUAGCUGUGAUAUGUUAUAUUUAUUUAUAUCCAUUGAAAGUAUUUCUAUCAAAGCAUUCAUUUAUCAUGUUUAUCCUGAACUUGCCAUGCAAUAUGUUGAAACAUUCCGUCCAAAUAUGGUACCAAGAUUUAUGGUAAACACUAUUCUAUGAAAGUUCUAAAAGGGUUUGUAUUAUUGGGUAUGGGUUUGGAGAGUUUUUUCCACCCAUCAAAACCUUCUCAAAUCAGUAUUUACUGUCUUCAGAUGAUCUCAGUUGGUAUUGUGACAAUGAACUGUACUUAAAUUCAAUGGUCAAUUCCCUUAAUUCAGAAUUAUAAGAACUCACAUUGUGCCAAACAUAUAAAUUCAUUUGUCAUGAAGUACACCUUGUGGGAUUUUUUUGUUGAUAUUGAAACAGUUUAUAUGUUUUUUUGUUUUUUUUGUUAUUCAUCUCACACAAAACUGUGUUUUAUUUUGUAUGAAAAAGAAGAAAACCUAAAAAAGAAU
Haliotis rufescens (red abalone) is the source of this 15366-nucleotide messenger RNA. RefSeq names its product dynein axonemal heavy chain 10-like. The record is from RefSeq and is a predicted model, not a curated record. Gene Ontology annotation, biological process: microtubule-based movement. Gene Ontology annotation, cellular component: dynein complex. Lineage: Eukaryota; Metazoa; Mollusca; Gastropoda; Lepetellida; Haliotidae. Gene Ontology annotation, molecular function: ATP hydrolysis activity; dynein intermediate chain binding; ATP binding. The coding region runs from base 118 to 14238 and encodes 4706 amino acids. The transcript is spliced from 74 exons.